Messenger RNA from Toxotes jaculatrix (banded archerfish), 3276 nucleotides. Its product is annotated as GTPase IMAP family member 8-like. NCBI's taxonomy places the organism in Eukaryota, Metazoa, Chordata, Actinopteri, Toxotidae. The transcript has 3 exons. The record is from RefSeq and is a predicted model, not a curated record. Gene Ontology annotation, molecular function: GTP binding. Bases 104 to 2911 code for a protein of 935 amino acids.
UCCAAACUGACAGGUGCUUUCCUUUACGAGCGCUGAGGGAGACUGACGCAGAGAGUUUCACCUGAUACCAACAACUUGUCGUUCCCAUCAACACAGUGGCAUUAUGGCUUCAUCAGCAUCUGCACCACACGCAUCUGAACUCAGGAUUCUAGUUUUUGGAAAGAGUCAAAAUAAAAAGACAAUACUAACCAACUUCAUCACAGGGAAAAAAGAUUUCCUGUUCGGAAAAAUGUCCAUGAACAGUACAGUGGUUCGAGGAGAGUGGAAGAAAAUGCCUUUGACGGUGGUGAAAACCUCAGAUGUCUUCAGUCUGCCUGUGGACAAAGUGAAACACGAGAUGAAGAGGUUUGUGGCUCUUUGUCCUCCAGGACCAAACGUUCUGCUGCUGUUAGUGAAGCCUUCUGAUUUCACAGAGGAUGAGAGAAAAAAACUUAAGUCCACCCUGAGUUUGUUUGGUCAAGAUGCUUUUAGACACUCGAUGGUCAUCCUGACGCAUGGCUCGGACGGACAGAAUCCAGCAGUGGAAAAACUCGUACAAGACUGCAGACACAGGCAGCACAGAUUCAACUUUGAUAAAUCUCUCGAAGAUCACAAUCCUCAAGAACUUAUCAAAAAGAUGGAGAAUGUAGUGAGUGACAACAAAGGAGGACAUCUAAACUACGCUGACGAGGCUGAUCCCAGGGCAGCAUCGCUAACUUCCAGACCUCCUCUGAACCUGGUACUGUGUGGGAGACACGGAGCCUGGAAGACUUCAGCAGCCAACGCCAUUCUGGGACAAAGAAAGUUUGGUCCAUCUGAUAACUCAGAGUGUGUUAAACAUCAGGGAGAGGUGUGUGGACGUCACGUUUCCCUGGUGGAGCUUCCUGCCUUGUACAGAAAACAUCAGGAGGAAGUAAGGAAUGAUGCCUUUGAGUGUUUAGUACUCUGUGAACGUGGGGGCAUCCACGCCUUCAUCCUGGUCCAACCUGUGGGUCCCCUAACUAAAGAAGACAAGAGGGAGUUAGAGACCAUCCAGACCACAUUCAGCUCUCAAGUCAAUGACUUCACCAUGGUUCUGUUCACUGUGGAGUCAGAUCCUACUGAUCCAGCUGUUGUGCACUUCGUGAACAACGACAGAAACAUCCAGCAGCUCUGCCAGAGCUGUGGAGGAAGAUCCGUUGUCUUUGAUGUCACCAACAACCAGCAGGUCCUUCAUAUGUUCCAUACAGUGGACAAGAUGACGGAUGGCGGAUCCAGAAGCUUCACAAAACAAAUGAUCGUCAAGCCUCGAGGAAUAAAGGUUGCAAGAUCUAAUCUUGAACAGAAGACGGCAGAUAACGAACGUCAGAGCUCAGAGUAUCUGAGGAUGGUGCUGAUCGGGAAGACUGGCAGCGGAAAAAGUGCCACUGCGAACACCAUUUUGGGCAAAGAAUGCUUUUAUUCUCGAGCUAGCUCGAAGUCAGUGACCAGGCUGUGCCAAAAAGAAACAGGAAAGAUUGAAGGACGGCCCGCUGUCAUCGUCGACACCCCCGGCUUGUUCGACACGACUCUGUCCAAUGACGAAGUCAAAGAGGAGCUGGUGAAGUGCGUCAGCUUGUUGUCUCCUGGACCUCACGUGUUCUUACUGGUGCUGCAGAUCGGCCGCUUCACAAAGGAGGAAAAAGAAACCGUGGAGCUGAUCAAGAAGUUUUUUGGCAAGAAGUCAGAAAACUUCAUCAUCAUUAUCUUUACCAGAGGAGAUGAUCUUCAAGAUCAGACGAUGGAAGAUUACUUGCAAGAAGACAGUGAGGACUUCAAAAAAGUGAUUAAUGAAUGUGGAGGAAGAUACCAGGUCUUCAAUAACAAAGAUCAGAAGAAUCGCUCUCAAGUCACACAGCUGUUGACCUAUGUGGAUACAAUGGUGAAGAAAAAUGGAGGAUGCUACACCACAGAGAUGUUCCAAGAGGCAGAGGCAGCCAUUCAAAGGGAAGUAAAGAGGAUCCUGAAAGAGAAAGAGGAAGCGAUACAGAGAGAGAAAGAGAGGCUGGAAAGGGAACGGGACGAAGAAUUUCAAGCAAAGAAGAAAAAACUUGAAGAACAAAGAGCAGAGAAAGACAAAGAACUCAAAGAUAAAGAGGAGUACAUCAACAAAGAGCAGGAGAAGAGGAAAAGAGAAGAGGAAAAGAGAGAAGAAGAGGACAGGGAUCAAAAAAUCCACGAAGAAUAUCUGCGAAGGCAGUGGGAACAAAAACUCGAAGCUCUGGAGAAGAAAAUAAAGACUGAGUCAGAGAAAAAUGAAUCUAUUGACAGGAAGCUGAUGCAAAACAGAGAAGAGAUGAGACAAGAGCGACAGGCUUGGGAAAAAGAACGAAAAGAAUGGUGGGAGAAACGACAUCUGGAAGAUAAGCAGAGACAAGACGAGGAGCAAGCACGACUCGAGAAGCUCAGAGAGGAAUAUGAGCAGGAAAAAAAUGAGAAUGAAAACAGAAGAAAGGAAGAAGAUAGACUCAGAAAAGUAACAGAGGAAAGAGAAUGGAAAGAAGCACAAGAAAACUAUGAGAGAAGAGUGGAGGCUAUGAAGAAGAAAAACGAAGAUGAGGCAAGAAAGCAAGCCGAGGUGUUCAAUGAGUUCAGACAAAAAUAUACAACAGACUUUGCAGCUCUGAUGGAAAAGCAUGACAAGGAAAUGGAGGACAUGAAGCAAAGGCAACAAAAAAACAAAGACUUCAUGCUGAGACACCUGCUGAUGAACAAAUCGUAUCAGAGAGACUUCGACAAACUGAAGAAGCAACAGGAACGAGAGAUGAUCGAGCUCAAACUCUCUACGGAGGACGAAAAAAUACUGAGUGAAGAAAUCAGCAAACUGCAGGAAAAACACAACGAAGAAGUCGGAGACUGGAUACAGCAACAUGUGGAGAAAGCUGCACAGGAGAAGUCCUGCAGCAUUUUAUGAGAUGCGUGCUGAACUACAGCAUAAUGUCAGCACACGUAUUUAACUUCAUCUCACUGUGGCUGUGUUUCAGUGAGAAAUGCUCUCAGACGGGUCUGUCUCCUGAAAUAAUUUUAUCUUUGCAAGUUAAAUAAAACUAAUAAAACACAGGAAAUACUGCUGCAAAUAUUCCUUCUCUUUUACAUCAAAUAUUAACUAAAAACUAAUAAAAUGUAUGGACAACACUGAACCUGUUACACAGAGAUCAUUAAAUAUUUAAUCAUGUAAUUUUUUACUUCAUAAAUCCAAAAAAGCAAACGCUGUGUAUAAUUAUAAUGAUCAUAAUAAUGAAUGUCAGUCUCACAGUUAAUAAACUGUCUUUUUUCUUG